AAAACGGCCACAUUGGUCACUUCCUGGAUGUGAGAGCAGAUGAGGAAACGGCAAAGGAAUAUGGUUAUCUUUCAUGCUGUUCUGAAACAUUAAAUAAAGCUGGACUUUAACUGGAUUGCGGUACACCCAGCAAAGGAUGCAGGGUGCAAUUGCACGGGUUUGCAUGGUGGUAGCAGCUGCUAUCCUCAACCACCCACUGCUCUUCCCCAAUGAAAAUACCACCAUCCCUGAGCAAGAUGAUGAUCUCCUGGCCAGAAUGAAAGAGCACCAGGAAAAACUUGAGGCUGAACAGGAGCGUCUGGAACAGGAGAUCUCUAAGGCAGAACAAGCUCUGACUAGUGAUCAGGACAUUUAUGGCUGGUAUUUCUGGAGUGCCCUUUGCCUUGUCAUUUUCUUGACAAUUGAGGUUUGCAGGCAAGAUAUAGUCCAUGUGGAAAUUCCUGAGCCUGUUGAAGAUGAUGAUGGAGAUUCUAGUGCUGGAUAUCUCAGUGCUAAGGUUGUAGCCUUAGAUAACGGAAUCCUGAAUAACUUCUGUAGGACCCGCUUCCAUCCUUACGCCCAUGAGAGUGGAAGAGUACGGGUAUUUGUUGAGGGCUUUGCAGAUGAUUUGCUUGAGGCUUUGAGAAGUGUUUGUGAUCGAGAGGCUGACUUGGAGGUUGAGGAUUUUGUUGGUAUAGGCAGUGUAUUUGAGUCCUGGAGAGCGUGUAAGCCUCUGACGUGUGACAUCAUUGUGCCCUUUGCUCCCCCUCAGCCAUACAGGUUCCAGUUUCAGCUCUGGUGUGACCCCUCCAUUGAUAUCCCACUAGAUCUUCAAGGAUGUGGAACGAUUGAACUAAUAAAGCCAAAUGGAGACUGUCUUUGUGGCUCAACAAAUCUCGGUGAUGACAUGCUGUGUCUGCUUCACAAUAGAAAUGACUGUGAUAUGCUUGGUGAAGUCGCAUUGGAGGAGCUCCACUGUGCAAGGGACACUGCAUAUUUGUCGAAAGAUCAGAUCAUGAGAUGGUUCCAGAUCUCAGUGACAAAAGCAUGGGGACAGAUCUCUCAUAAGUAUGAGUUUGAGCUGGCCUUUCGGAACCUUGACUUUCCUGGAGCACUGCAAAUCAGAUUUAGGUCUGGAAAGACUGUCGUUCUUAAUGUUACACCAGCUUUUCAGGUUGAAGACACCGAUGCAUACCUAAUCUCUCAUUUCCCCUCUGAUACCAGUAACUCCUCAGACACUCACUGGCAACUAUCACUCACAGUUUAUGAAAAGAAUCUUCUCAAACACUUCACUAAAAAACUUCCUACAAAUUCUUGUCACAUUCACUGUCUUCAGAUAUUGUCUUUCUUGCACAAAAAGCAGACCGCUUUGACUGGGAUAUGUGCCCUUACAAAUUAUCAUAUUAAGACUGCACUUCUACAUCUGCUACUGUGUAAACCUUCUUCAAUGUGGAAGCCGCAGCAUCUCAAUAACAGAUUACAGGAUUUGCUCAGUUUCCUUCAGAAAAGCCUGGAGGAAAAGAGACUCUAUCAUGUCAUUGUCGGGAACCCUUGCAUCCCAAUUGAAAUUCAGAUUCCCAUAAUAUUUUGUAUGGCAGAGCCACUAAACCUAUUUAGGCCUCUUGUGUUACAGAGGCAAAUAUACACCAGAAUGGUGGAGCAUUUUAAGGAGAUGGUCAGAAAUACCUCUGUGCUUGUUCAAGAAUAUACUCCUCACUUUCCAAAUGGUCACACGGCCCAUGAACUCAACAGCUCAGAUGUAGGUUGACUCAUGGCUCUGAUGGGAUUUACUGGUUGAGUAAACUGGUUUUGAGUGCUGGGGAUUUGUAAAACCUAAUAACAUGAUUACGUUUUGCACUUUGAAUGUAAAUUGCAUGUUAAAGAAAUAUUCCAUGUUCAAUUCAAGUUUAGCUCAAUCGACAACUUUUGUGUCAUUAUGUUGAUUACCACAAAUUUGUUUAUUUUCUCCCCUUUUCUCCCUAAUUUGGAAUGCCCAAUUCCCAAUGUGCUCUUAGUACUUGUGAUGGCAUAGUGACUCCGGGUGGCUGAGGAUGAAUCUCAGUUGCCUCUGCGUCUGAGGCAGUCAAUCCGUGCAUUUUAUCACGUGGCUUGUUGAGCAAAUUACCGUGUAGACAUAGCACGUGUGGAGGCUCACGCUAUUCUCCGCGGCAUCCAUGCACAACUCACAAUGUGCCCCACUGAGAGCAAGAACCACAUUAUAGCGACCACGAGGAGGUUGCAACAUGUGACUCUACCCUCCCUAGCAACCGGGCCAAUUUGGUUGCUUAGGAGACCUAGCUUUUUAUAAAAUUAUAAGCUUCACAUUUCCGCCUUUAGUCUAAACCCUCCAAAAAUUGGCCUCACUGUAACUUAGAUUUUUACUGUUUUAAAGAAAAUGAUGGACAAGUUGACAAGUUUUUUUUUUUGUGGUAAUCAACAUUGUCACAAAUGCUGCUCAUUGAGGUUAAUUUGUAUUGAACCAAGAAUAUUCCUUUAUGCACUGACUGUUACUAAUUUAAAACUUGUGUUAUUCAUCAUCUGUGUGUGGCAGCUAAUCAUACAUUUUUUUAUUUUAUUUUUUACUAAGGAACCACAUUAACUACAAAUCAUAAUGAAAUCUUUAAGUCAUGAUAAACAUGUAAACUCUAUAACAUUAAUAUAUUACUUGCCAGUAUUAUCAAGAAUUAUAAUCUUAUGUGUCAGCUGUCAAAUGUCAGCACAUAGCUGACAAAUUUAUUUUUACCCUAAAGAAUCUGGCACUGUCAUACCAAAGAGAUAAGGAACACAUUUGCAUUCAUUUUUGGCAAUCCAUUUCUUAUGAAGCACAAAGCAGUUAUCUGAAUCAUUUGGGGCAGCUGUGGCUCAGGUGGUAGAGCAGGUUGGCCACUAAUUGUAGGGUUGGUGGGUUGAUUCCCGGCCCACAUGCCGAAGUGUCCUUGAGCAAGACACUGAACUCCAAGUUGCUCCCAAUGGCAGGCUAGUGCCUUGCAUGGCAGCUCUGCCAACAUUGGUGUGUGAGUGUGUGUUUGUGAAUGGGUGAAUGAGUCACAGUGUUAAGCGCUUUGAAAACUGAUAAGGUUAUGUAAGAGCAGACCAUUUACAUUUUAUGAAGAAAAUGGGAGUGGUACACUGUAAAAUGUGGUAUCUUGCAAUUGUUAACUUAUGGCGCUAUUUGUACCUGAUUAUCUAACCCUUAAAGGUGCACUCAGUAAUUUUAUUUCCCCUCAUUUAAAAGUUUUACUUCUGAAGAAAUUAAUAGUAAUUUUGAAACCCAUGUUUUAAAUCAUGACCACUCAUGUGAGAUGAAGGGUUUAUACCGGUAAAUACCGAUAAAGGUUUCAUACCGGUAACUUUAUAAAAGCUCUUUAAUUCUAAAUGGGGCAGUGGCACCUCAUGGGGCAGCCAUGAUAUCAUCACAUGACCUGCUGAAUACGACUCUCUUAAUCUCAGUAACUACCCUGUUAUUGGAGACUGGCUUACUGUUUAUAGUGAGUUUCUACAUUGACACUGGUAACUGAAAAAUACAGCGUUUGAAUGAUGCAUCCAGGCCACUAGGUGUCAGUGUAAGCCAAUGUAAGCCACUUUGACAUACUUCAAACUAUUACUGAGUGCACCUUUAAAAUUAGUUUUGUUGGUGUAACCUUGUGUAUCCAGGUUGAUUCAGUGAUGGAUGUAGAUGUUUUCACAUGUAGCAAAUUUUUUAUGUUAACCUUUUUUUCAGUGUACUUGCACUUGCAAAACUUGCUGCCACAAUGCUAGUGUGUUGAGGAUGGUAUCAAGGGCGUUGCUAUGCAGUUGCUUAAGUGUAUUUAGUUUUUUUAGUCUCUAUGAUAUGUUGGUCCAUAGAUGGCUUUGGUUUCUCCAGUCUAAAAGGGGUUGUGUUUUCAAACAUCCACGUUCUUACGCCGAUUAUGCUAAAUAACCCAACAACGUGUGUUCGGUGUAAGGUCAUAAAUGCCAUAAGAAUAAACUGAUCAACAUGGUAGAUUGACCAUUUACACGAUUCAGCGUUUUAAACACUUUUACCAACAUUCUUUCUGGCAAGUGUUGUGCACAUGCCUCUUCACAAUCUGAUGUCAAAAGCAGAGAAUAAAUAGAUUAUAUCAAAUCUCAUGUAAAUGUAGGUUUCUUGCUUUUUCAGAUUUUCAGCAGUUAUUAGCAUAUUGGCGUGCAACUAAACUGAUAAAUUUAAGAAAAAUAUUGCU
Messenger RNA from Xyrauchen texanus (razorback sucker), 4184 nucleotides. Its product is annotated as inositol 1,4,5-trisphosphate receptor-interacting protein-like. The record is from RefSeq and is a predicted model, not a curated record. Lineage: Eukaryota; Metazoa; Chordata; Actinopteri; Cypriniformes; Catostomidae. The transcript is spliced from 2 exons. Gene Ontology annotation, cellular component: membrane. The coding region runs from base 137 to 1747 and encodes 536 amino acids.